Molecule: messenger RNA, 1069 nt
Organism: Ceratotherium simum simum (southern white rhinoceros)
Lineage: Eukaryota; Metazoa; Chordata; Mammalia; Perissodactyla; Rhinocerotidae
Gene: CALML4
Product: calmodulin like 4
Cellular component (GO): myosin II complex
Molecular function (GO): calcium ion binding
Source: RefSeq, a predicted model, not a curated record
GGAGCAGCUCCACCCCGGGGCCCCCUGUCUGUGUGUCUCUGACCCCUUCUCUGUGUCCGCGGAGGGCUCCCAGGAAGGAACAACGGCGUUUGUCCGUUUGCUACAGAGCAUCAGCUUACCGAUGCAGGAGCGGCCCCAGGGAGAGCCCUUCUGCAGCCCCGUUUUCUCAAAAUCCAACCUGCUGCCUUGGCCCGCGCGGCGGCCGGGGCAUCAGCUGCGCACGGAAGCUGGAAUCUGACCCCUGGCGUUGGGCCUGGUCUCCAUGGCAGCCGCGGAUUUAUUACUGGGGCCUCCACCCAGCUUGGCGGACUUUCGACUUGAAGCCGGGAGGAAGGGGAACCGGGAAGGCGGUUCUGGGAGCAGCGAGCCACGGGUGGCAGCCAGAGGCCCCGCAAUGGCCAAGUUUCUUUCCCAGGACCAAAUUAAUGAGUACAAGGAAUGCUUCUCCCUGUACGACCAGCAGCAGCGCGGCAAGAUAAAAGCCCCUGACCUCCUGGUGGUGAUGAGGUGCCUGGGGGCCAGCCCGACGCCAGGCGAGGUGCAGCGGCACCUGCAGACGCACGGGAUAGAAAGAAAUGGAGAGCUGGAUUUCUCCACUUUCCUCACCAUUAUGCACAUGCAAAUCAAACAAGAGGACCCAAAGAAAGAAAUUCUUUUGGCCAUGUUGAUGGCGGACAAGGAGAAGAAAGGCUACAUCAUGGCGUCUGAGCUGCGGUCAAAACUCACGAAACUGGGGGAGAAGCUCACCCACAAGGAAGUGGAUGAACUUUUCAGGGAAGCAAAUAUCGAACCAAAUGGCAAAGUGAAGUAUGAUGAAUUCAUCCACAAGAUCACGAUUCCUGUGCAGGACUACUGAAUGAAGAGAAAGCAGGAGAGCCUCCCUGGGCCUGAAAACUCAGACUGAUUAAUCUUUAAAAAGAAGUGUUCCUUUCACUCUAGGGAGAUGGCAGACACAGCAGCAAGAUGACAUUACCCAACUGCAGCAGAGGAUAACUUAGCAAUGAAAAUAAAUGAUUUCAGCCAUGGUGUUAGCAUGUCUUUAAUAAAAGAUUUUUAUUGAUUUUAAUAA